This is a messenger RNA of Histoplasma mississippiense, 1881 nucleotides long. RefSeq lists its product with no specific name. Gene Ontology annotation, molecular function: protein kinase activity. The transcript is spliced from 8 exons. Bases 1 to 1881 code for a protein of 626 amino acids. Gene Ontology annotation, biological process: protein phosphorylation. The record is from RefSeq and is a predicted model, not a curated record. Lineage: Eukaryota; Fungi; Ascomycota; Eurotiomycetes; Onygenales; Ajellomycetaceae.
AUGACAAAUGAGCAGGUGGUUCAGUUGAAUAUUGGAAUGGGUAUAUUCUCAAUAAUAAGAAAUGGGUUAAAGAGUCCUAUCUGGCAGUCACAGUUGAAGGAGAUUAAAUUGUCUUUAUCUGCUGAUUAUAAUCAGGAGAAUAUGGAGGGCCUUCUAAUGCGACAAGGGAAUCCUCUGCUUGACCAUCCAUAUCGUCGAUCUGCAAGACACGCACGGAAGACGUUACCCGCGCCGUGGAGGUGGAACAAUCACACUCCUUGGUCAGCUUCUCUUGAUGGCGCUGAUGACAGAUCUGAACAACUCCAGGAUGCGGUGUCGCAACUUCUCUCUACCUUUCAGGGAGAAAAAGCUGCAUUCAAUCUUCGUUCAAAGAUAAGCAGUCGUGACAUUGCGUUUGAACUUUCACGUCUGUUUGAGCGGGUUCGAAACGGCGACUUCAACUACACCUACUACCGUCCACUCAUGACGCUCGUCAUCAAAAAGGCGCCCGACCACGAUAUCUGGAGCGCCGUUCUCGAUCUCAUUACUAGGCUCCCAAGAGUGACCCCCACACCAGCAAGUGUCCCCCCGGCGUUUAACAGCACGCCGAUUACGCAUACCUCCGCGUCGCAGCAAGGCGCCGAACAGACCCGGAAGCUGAUCGAAGCAAGAGUCUUUGAGGAGAUCCGGGACUGCGCGUAUCGGGUUGUGCCAGGUCUCGCUGGUUCGCCCAAGCAGGAAAAAGUGCAUGACUGGUUGUUCCAACUGCAGGACAAUUAUCUCUCGAAGGAGCGACGUCGCUACUACACGAUCAACAUCCCACGGGAACUUAUCGGCGGUGAGGCUCGGCGGCAGGUCGACCUAAUCGUCAAACGAAAGAGCGGAAAGCCAUCGGACACCGAGCAUGACUGGAGAGACAUCGAGGCGAUCGGUGAGCUCAAGGCGUCAGAUAAUAGGGGCGUGAAGGAUACGUUGGUUCAGCUGGCCCGCUCGGGUCCAUUCAAUAUCCACAAGGAGCCGGAACGAUUCAUACGGAUGAUGGCCGGCUACACGAUGAUGAAUGAGGACGAACUAGGUCUGGACAUGUUCAUAGAGCGGGACGGCAACAAUCGCUUCCAAGGAAAUGACGCGGGCACAAAUCCAAAAAAGCGAUCCAGGUCGAACAGCCAGCGGUCGGGGCCAUUCCAUAAUGAGGUCACGUAUGAUGUGGAAGAAACGCAGGGGGCAAGUCUGGUCGCUCCCAGCAAUGGACCGUACGACAAUCGCAUUUUGCGCUGUCUCGUCAUCUAUCCCGCGGGCCGGCCAAUCCAUAAAUACCGGUCGUCCUUGGAGCUGUUGCAAGCGUUGCGCGACGCGGUCAAGGCGCACAAGUCCUUAUAUUUCAAAGGAAAUGUCCUUCACCGAGACAUUUCUGAGAACAACAUCAUCAUAACUAAUACUGAAGAGACUGGCUUUGCGGGGAUGCUGAUUGACAUGGAUCUUGCUAAGGAACUUGGCACUGGGAGAAGCGGUGCACGCUGUCGCACUGGCACUAUGGAGUUUAUGGCCAUCGAUGUGUUGCUCGGCGCGGACCAUACAUACCGGCAUGAUCUUGAGUCAUUAUUCUACGUGCUUAUCUGGCAGUGUGCCCGCCUUUGCUGGACGAAAUGGUAUACUGGCACCUUCAGGGAUAUUGCAAGAAUUAAACGAAGUGAUAUGGGCGUCGAUGGCUUUGAGGAUAUCCUCAAUGAAUUUCCACAACCCUUUGGAUGUGUCAAACCGCUCUGCAAGGAGUUGCGGGGGAUUUUGUUUCCCUACAGGAAUGGCCUCUUCACUGGCACACCUAAGGAUCCAGAGAUUCUCUACCGGCCAAUCAUCUAUGCUUUUGACAAGGCUAUUGAUGAUAUCAAGGCGAUGGAAUGA